Messenger RNA from Loxodonta africana (African savanna elephant), 2863 nucleotides. Its product is annotated as phospholipase A-2-activating protein-like. NCBI's taxonomy places the organism in Eukaryota, Metazoa, Chordata, Mammalia, Proboscidea, Elephantidae. The record is from RefSeq and is a predicted model, not a curated record. Gene Ontology annotation, cellular component: cytoplasm; nucleus. Gene Ontology annotation, molecular function: ubiquitin binding. Gene Ontology annotation, biological process: ubiquitin recycling; proteasome-mediated ubiquitin-dependent protein catabolic process.
AUGGCAAGCGGCGCCGCCAAGUACCGGCUGAGCUGCUCGCUCCCGGGCCACGAGCUGGACCUACCGGGCCUAGUGAGCUGUCUCUAUCCGCCGGGGGCUUUUGUGUCUGUGUCCCGAGACCGCAGGGGCUUUACAGAAAUGCACUGUAUGAGUGGCCACCCCAAUUUUGUAUCUUGUGUGUGCAUCAUACCAUCAAGUGACAUCUACCCUCGUGGACUAAUCGCCACUGGAGGAAAUGACCACAAUAUCUGCGUUUUCUCACUGGACAGUCCAGCGCCACUUUAUAUACUAAAAGGUCACAAAAACACUGUUUGUAGUCUUUCUUCUGGAAAAUUUGGGACAUUACUUAGUGGGUCAUGGGACACCACUGCUAAAGUCUGGCUGAAUGACAAAUGCAUGAUGACCUUACAGGCUCAUACAGCUGCAGUAUGGGCAGUAAAGAUAUUACCUGUACAGGGAUUGAUGUUGACUGGAUCAGCAGACAAGACUAUUAAACUGUGGAAGGCUGGAAGACGUGAGAGGAAUUUUAUGGGGCAUGAAGACUGUGUAGGUUUGGCAGUUUUAAGUGAAACAGAAUUUCUUUCCUGUGCAAAUGAUGCCAGUAAUUAAAAAAAAAAAAAAAAAAGAGAGAGAAGGUGGCAAAUCACUGGCAAGUGUCUUGAAGUAUAUUAUGACCAUACCAACUAUAUUUAUAGCAUAUCUGUCUUUCCCAAUUGUAAAGAUUUUGUGACAACAGUAGAAGACAGAUCUCUAAGAACCUGGAAACAUGGGGAAUGUGCUCAAACAAUCCAGCUUCCGGCUCAGUCUAUAUGGUGCUGCUGUGUGCUAGACAAUGGUGAUAUUGUGGUUGGUGCGAGUGAUGGUAUCAUUAAAGUUUUUACAGAAUCAGAGGAUUGGACAGCAAGUGCUGAGGAAAUCAAGGCUUUUGAAAAAGAACUCUCUCAGGCAACCAUUGAUUCCAAAACUGGUGACCUAGGGGACAUUAAUGCUGAGCAACUCCCUGGGAGGCAACAUCCGAAUGAACCUGGUACUAGAGAUGGACAGACUCGUCUAAUCAGAGAUGGAGAGAAAGUCGAAGCCUAUCAGUAGAGUGUUAGUGAAGGAAGAUGGAUGAAAAUUGGUGAUGUUGUUGGCUUAUCUGGUGCUAAUCAGCAAACAUCUGGAAAAGUUUUAUAUGAAGGGAAAGAAUUUGAUUAUGUUUUCUCAAUUGAUGUCAAUGAAGGUGGACCAUCAUAUAAGUUGCCAUAUAAUACCAGUGAUGAUCCCUGGUUAACUGCAUACAACUUCUUGCAGAAGAAUGAUUUGAAUCCCAUGUUUUUGGAUCAAGUGGCUAAGUUUAUUAUUGAUAACACAAAAGGUCAAGUGUUGGGCCUUAGAAACACCAGUUUUUCAGAUCCGUUCACAGGUGAUGGUCGGUAUGUUCCGGGCUCUUCAUCGGGGCCUUCUAAUGCUCUGCCUGCAGCAGAUCCUUUCACAGGUGCUGGUCGUUAUGUGCCAGGUUUCACAAGUAUGGGAACUCCUGUGGCUGGAGUUGAUCGGUUUACCGGGAAUAGUGCCUACCGAUCAGCUACAUCUAAAAUAGUGAAUAUUUACUUCCCCAAAAAAGAGGCUGUCACUUUUGACCAAGCUAACCCUACACAAAUAUUAGGUAAACUGAAGGAACUUAAUGGAACCACACCUGAAGAGAAGAAGUUAACUGAGGAUGACUUGAUACUUCUUGAAAAGAUACUGUCUCUAAUAUGUAAUAAUUCUUCAGAGAAACCCACAGCCCAGCAACUUCAGAUUUUGUGGAAAGCUACUAACUGGCCUGAAGAUAUUGUCUUUCCUGCCCUUGAUAUUCUUCGGUUGUCCAUUAAACAUCCCAGGGUGAAUGAGAACUUCUGCAAUGAAAAGGGAGGGGCUCUGUUCAUCAGUCAUCUUCUCAAUCUUCUGAACUCUAAAGGAAAGCCAGCAAACCAGCUGCUUGCCCUCAGGACUUUUUGCAAUUGUCUCAUUGGCCAGGCAGGACAAAAGCUGAUGAUGUUGCAGAGGGAAUCACUAAUGUCCCAGGCAAUAGAACUGAAAUCAGGGAGCAAUAAGAACAUUCACACUGCUCUGGCCACACUGACCCUGAACUACUCUGUUUGUUUUCAUAAAGACCAUAACAUUGAAGGGAAAGCUCAAUGCUUGUCAGUAAUUAGCACGGUCUUGGAAGUUGUACAAGACCUAGAAGCCACAUUUAGACUUCUUGUGCCUCUUGGGACACUUAUCAGUGAUGAUUCAAAUGCUGUACAAUUAGCCAAGUCUUUAGGCGUUGAUGCUCAAAUAAGAAAAUACACCUCAGUAUCAGAACCAGCUAAAGUAAGUGAAUGCUGUAGACUUAUACUAAAUUUGCUGUAGCAGUGGGCAGGGGGCUGAGAUUUUAAGUUAAUUACUUUUUUCUCUCAGAUUUUACAUGACUGAUAACAGAUGGUAAAACAAAAUACUGUGGAUGAAGUAACAUUUCAGAUAUUGUAAAGGGGGGGGUGACAAAGAAAAAAUAAAAAAAUUUUGCACUGAUAAAAAAAAGAAGACAUUCAGGUAGCUAACAGAUACAUGAGGAAAUGCUCACAAUCUUUAGCCAUUAGAGAAAUGCAAAUCAAAACUACAAUGAGAUUCCAUCUCACUCCAACAAGGCUGGCAUUAAUCCAAAAAACACAAAAUAAUAAACGUUGAAGAAGUUGUGGAGAGACUGGAACAUUUAUACACUGCUGGUGAAAAUACAAAAUGGUACACAACCACUUUGGAAAUUAAUUUGGCCCUUCCUUAAAAAGCUAGAAAUAGAAGUACCAUAUGACCCAGCAAUCCCUCUCCUUGGAAUACAUCCUAGAGAAAUAAGAGCCUU